AUGCUGGACGACGCGGAUAGACUACUCAAUGAGGUUACAUCACACAUUGACUCCAAAUUGGUGGGACUAGAUGAAAAUAUCAGUCGCCUAGAGCAACUUUUUGCCAGAUUUCUGAAAGAUGGACAGGGUGAAUCGAUAGUUAUAGCCGGCCCACGACAGAGUGGUCGCUCCACGGCGAUUGAAAAAGCUCUCAAUAAGACGCCUGGAAACAAAAAGGUUGUUGUGAUGGAUGUUUGGUUAAUGGGUGCUGAGGCGAGGAAAUUAAAUAACUUCCUGGACAGCCAGGCCAGUGAGGAUGAAGAGAACAGCCCCGUAGGUCGAAAAUCGAAAGGCCGAACAGCAAAAACAAAGUCGGCAAUAAACAAAAAUGUCGAGAAGACGAUUAUUGUCGUGAGAGGAGUAGAUGAGUUGGUUGCUCGUUCAAAGCAAGCGCUUCUUUACAGAUUGCUCAAUGCAACUCGAACACAGCCUUGGCUUGUGCUGUUAAUAGUUAAUCGACAGGAUUUUGUUAUGUCGUUAGAAAAAAGAAUACGCUCUCGAAUCUCUUCAAAGAAAAUGCAAUUUGGCAGCAUGACAAAUUUCGAUGUUUAUUUUAGGAGCUGUGGCGAGUUGCUGGGACCACUACUAAAAAGGAAAUCUUGGAAAAUGGAGAAGGUCUUAUCGGAUAAAAAUAUAAAGGCAUUGUUCAAAGGUUUAUUUCAGAUAGAUCCUUCUGUGAUCCGGCUAAAAAGUAUUCUUUCGAUUUGGGUCGAAAACAUUUUAUCGAACCCGGAUUUGAAUGUACAGCAACAGGCAGACUUUUUGGAUAACGCCAUCAAAUUUUCUCUGGAAAUUAAUUCCCGACUACUCCCAAAUAUCCUUGCUUUGUCAACACGAACUCAUGCUUUGAUAUUAUGCAUACUUCGUCGGGCACGCUAUCAAAUGGACGAUGGGCGAAUUAGUUAUUGGCGUAUCAUUACAGAUUAUAAACAAAUGUGUAAAGCGGCGAGCAACGACCGGCUAUCAGUGACAAAUGACGUUGAAUUAUAUAAAGAAUUGGAUCAACUAUGCGAGCUAAGAAUCAUUGAUGUCACGGCAGAAAGGGGUUGUACGAAUCUAGAAUACAAACGUGCCACAUUGAGUUGCUGUCCCAGUGCACUAGAAAAAGAGCUUGAAGCAUGUGACAUCCCAACGGAUAUCAAAAAAUGGGCAGAAGGUCAACCAACUAAU
This is a messenger RNA of Mesorhabditis belari, 1209 nucleotides long. Lineage: Eukaryota; Metazoa; Nematoda; Chromadorea; Rhabditida; Rhabditidae. The record is from the annotation of a GenBank genome assembly.